AUGAUGAUUCAACAAUUUCAACAACAAAAUUUAUUAUAUCAGUCUGCAUUAUUAAAUACAUUGACUAAAGAAGAACGAGCACAAUAUAUAACACAUUAUCUUCCAUAUGGAGAUAUUAUGAAAUCAGAUGUCGAACGUGAAAAGAAAGUAUUAGCUUUAGAGAAUGGAAAGGAAAAUGCAAGUAAAUUACGUAUUUUUGGUUAUAUUCAUCUAUUUGCAGUGAUUAUAAAACAAUCAAUGAUUCAGCUUCCUUUUAGAUUAUCAAGUAGACAAAGUUUUACAUUAAUGCUUCGUUAUUCAGUGGAUUAUCUAGCUGAUAAUUUAAAAGAUAUAAAUAAAGAUCUUGGAAGAAAAUUGAAUUCAAUGAAUAUGAAUACAGCUUAUCAAUUUUAUUUAUUAUUGAAUAAUAAUUUGGAUAAUAAACAACAAAAAACAUUGAAAAUAGAAUUACAAGAUAUGCUUGACAGUAUAUUAAUUGAAUUAACUGAAAAAUUGUCUGAGAAACCAUUAUUUGCAAUGAAUAACAAUUCAACUAUUUAUAUGAUGUUGAAAAAGGAUCAAGUUUAUCCGAAAAACUAUUUUAUCACAAUAGAAAAGACUCAAAUUAAUUUAACUGAAACAGGAAUGAUACGUACAAUAACUUUAUAUGAAACUAAAAUACUGAUAUUUGGUUUAGUAUUUCUUCGAGCUUUGAUUGCAAAAUUAUUUCUAGGUAUGGAAUUAGGCUUAUCUACUACAGUAAUGACAUCAAAUAAAACAUCAAUAAAUAAUAAAUUACUUGGAUCAAUUUGUACUUAUAUUUAUCGAAAAAUUAUGGUUGACAUUAUUAGUGAACGGACUCGAACUACAGACUUGCCAAUACCAGGCGAAUUACAAAAUAUGAUUUUUAAUGAUACCGAAAUGAAACAAAUCUACGGUAUGAUUGGAAGAAGAUACUUGGCAAACUUUAUCGCAAAAUGUAAACGUUGGCUUCAGGAUUAUGGUAGAAGAAUAUUGACCUUGUAAACCAUACAGCAACGUAUCAUACCUCAUUAUUACAUAAUGUGAAAACAAACUAUUCUAAUAAGCUGGAUAACAAACCC
Messenger RNA from Schistosoma haematobium, 1082 nucleotides. RefSeq lists its product as uncharacterized. The coding region runs from base 1 to 1005 and encodes 334 amino acids. Lineage: Eukaryota; Metazoa; Platyhelminthes; Trematoda; Strigeidida; Schistosomatidae. The record is from RefSeq and is a predicted model, not a curated record. The transcript has 10 exons.